This is a messenger RNA of Musa acuminata AAA Group (dessert banana), 2713 nucleotides long. RefSeq lists its product as uncharacterized. NCBI's taxonomy places the organism in Eukaryota, Viridiplantae, Streptophyta, Magnoliopsida, Zingiberales, Musaceae. Gene Ontology annotation, molecular function: protein dimerization activity; DNA binding. The transcript has 5 exons. The record is from RefSeq and is a predicted model, not a curated record. The coding region runs from base 129 to 2438 and encodes 769 amino acids.
UAUAAAUAUCACCAAACCGGACCAAAUCCCUCUCUCGCUCCUUCGGUUCUCCCGCAGCCAGGAGUGCAACGCGACGCGAAAAGCCUAGUGAAGGUGGGAAGUUAAUUCCGUUGCCUGCGGCCGGCGGAAUGGCCUCGACCUCCGAGAUCAUCCUGCCCAUCGGCACGCAAAAGCACGACCCGGCUUGGAAGCACUGCCUGAUGGUGCGGUCGGCCGGCCGGACGAAGCUCAGGUGCGUGUACUGCAUGAAGCAGUUCCUCGGCGGCGGCAUCCACCGCAUCAAGGAGCACCUCGCCCGGCACAAGGGCAACGCAUCGUGCUGCCCCAAGGUGCCGCUGGAGGUGCAGGUCGCGAUGCAGCAGAGCCUGGACGGCUCCGCCGCGAGGAGGAAGAAGAAGCUGAAGCCUGCGGAGGAGGUGAGCAGGGCCGACCCUAUUCAGGCAGACGGUGGCGAUGUGGACGCCGGUUUGCAUUUAAUCCAGCUCCCGGAGAUGGUCGACACGGGUGCGGUCCAGGUGGAAGUAAAAGAGGAGGACGUUGUGACUAAACUUCCGGAGAGGGGGCGGAAGAAGAGAGCAAGAUAUACUUCUCCUCCCCUUCUUCCUCCUCCUCUUUCCCUACAAACUGCUGCUCCGGUGUCGGAUGUUGGCAAGCCUUUCAUUGGAGGCACCAUCAACAAAGAUCAAGUUUGUAUGGCUAUCGGGCGGUUUUUAUACGAGGCUGGGGUGCCUUUGGAAGCGGUGAACUGUGCGUCUUUCCAACCAAUGGUUGAUGCAAUUGCUUCGGCAGGACCGGGGCUGGGAAUGUUAUCUUAUCAUGAUUUCCGUGGUUGGAUCUUGAAGAGAUCAGUUGAUGAAUUGAAUAACACAUUGGAGCAAUACAAGGCAACAUGGAGCCGAACUGGGUGUUCGGUGUUGGCAGAUGAAUGGACUACGACUACCGGUAAGACCCUGAUAAACUUUAUGGUAUACUGUCCUGAAGGAACGAUGUUCCUGAAAUCAGUUGAUGCAUCACACAUAGUUACGUCUGCUGAUACUCUAUAUGAGCUGCUUAAGCAUGUUGUGGAAGGAGUCGGCGAGAGAAAUGUAGUUCAGGUGAUUACUAGUUAUUCGGAGAUCCAUGUUGCUGCCGGGAGCAAGUUGGCAGAGACAUUUCCCACCUUGUUUUGGACGCCAUGUGCUUCUCAAUGCAUAGAAGAAAUUCUAGAGGACAUCGGGAAGUUGGAAGCGAUAAGCGAGGUCAUUGAGAAUGCUAAAGCCAUCACAGGGUUUAUCUACUCUAAUGCAGUUGUCUUGAAUAUGACGAGGAAGUAUACGAAUGGGAAAGAUUUAAUACUUCCUUGUGACAGCCGGUCUGCCAUGAACUUCAUCACAUUGAAGAGUCUGAUUAGCUUAAAGGAGGACUUGACAAUGAUGGUCACCUCAGGGGAGUGGUUGGAUUCGCCAUAUUCAAGGAAGCCCGGAGGACUUGCAGUAUCUGAACUUGUUUGUAGUCCACCAUUUUGGUCUUCUUGUGCUGCAAUCGUCCGGAUAACAGAACCACUUUUGCAGGUUUAUAAAUUAGUAGAGAGUGAUAAGAAACCUGCCAUGGGAUAUAUUCAUGUCGCGAUGUAUCAAGUCAAACAGGCAAUAAGGAAAGAACUUUUGAAGAAGGCUGACUACAUGAUUUACUGGGAAAUUAUAGACUGGAAGUGGAAUAGACAUCCGCCUAGUCCUCUUUAUGCAGCUGCUUUCUUUUUGAACCCUCGCUUCUUCUUCAGCAUUCAAGAAGAUGUGUGCAAUGAGAUCUCAUCCGGGGUGCUCGAUUGUAUAGAAAGACUAAUCCCCGAGGCAAAUAUCCAAGAUAAAAUCCAAAAGGAGCUCAGUCUUUAUAAAAGCUCAUCGGGGGACUUCGGUAGGAAAAUGGCUACUAGAGCAAGGAAUACUUUGCUUCCUGCUGAAUGGUGGUCCACUUAUGGAGGCGCUUGCCCAAACUUAAUGCGUUUGGCGAUACGCAUCCUCAGUCAAACAUGCAGUGCAAGGGGAUGUGAGCGAGUUCACCUUCCUUUUGAACAAAUUCACAACCACAGAAUGAACUAUUUAGAACAUCAACGACUUUGUGACCUCAUCUUCGUACAUUAUAACUUGCAGCUACAGCAAAGGAAGAUUUUGAGGCAUAAACCAUUUGAUCCUAUAUCCGUCGAUAACAUUGAUGUUGUUGGUGACUGGAUUGUGGAGAAAAAUGAUCUGCUCUCCGCUGAUGCUGACCAUUCCAAUUGGAUGACGCUGAACCAACCAGUGGCUACUCAAUUGCAAUCUGAGUAUAUAAAUGAUGAGGAAACCGAAACUUUCCUUGCUGGAAUUGAUGAUGAGGUGAUCCAGGCUGCUGGCAAGAAUGUGGAGGAUGAUGGUGAUAUAAAAGAGGAUGAUGAGGUUCAAGAAGAUACGGCUUUUACAUGAAAUUGGAUUGUCAAAGAAUAAAGAAAAAAUGGCUCCAAGAGGAGUGCUCUCACUCUAGAAGAGGUAUGUUGUUGUUAAACACUGAGAUUUAGUCCACUUAGUGCUACUUAUGCAGACAUCAUAUUGUACAUCUGUAGAUGUUUUCAAUUUGAAAGUGAUAGUUGACAUGGCAACUGUAGUUGUAGUCUACUUUAUUUAUUCCUUUGUUUAUUCUAGUUUUUUAAGUUUGUGGACUGUAUCACUCCGUUUCCCCAAUAAUAUAGCAAGUUAAACCA